GGAGAGAAAGAGAGAGAGAGAAGUGUGGAGAGAGAGAGUGUGGUGUGUGGAGAGAAAGAGAGAGAGAGAAGUGUGUGGAGAGAGAGAGAGAACAGUGUGUAGAGAGAGCAGUGUGUCGAGAGAGAGGGAGCAAGAGAGAGUGGGAGAGAGAGAGCGAGAGAGCGAGAGAGAGAGACGUGUGUGGAGAGAAAGAGAGAGAGCAAGAGAGAGUGGGAGAGAGCAAAGUGUGUAGAGAGAGAGAGAGCGCGAGAGAGAGAGAGAGAGCGCGAGAGAGAGAGAGAGAGAGAGAGAGAGAGACAGAGAGAGAGAGAGAGAGAGAGAGAGAGAGAGAGAGAGAGACGUGUGUGGAGAGAAAGAGAGAGAGAGCAGUGUGUCGAGAGAAAGAGAGUGAGAGACGAAGGAGGGGGACACAGACCACUGUUAGAGGAGGGUGCCGGCUGUGAACAGUAACGGCUGCAGACAAGACACGGCGAUAGAGAGACGGACUCCAGCGCUGCACACACACACACACAAACACGCAUAAAGAGUGUGUGAGACAUGCCCAGGCUGCUGCCCAUGGACACACACACACACAACCUGGCAGGGCAUCCGAGAGGACAUACAGACCCCUAUGUCUAAGGAGUCAUGGAGAGCAGCAUGUUUUUCGGUAAUGCAUGUCAAAAUGGCCUCCUGCCGACGCUGAUACGUCCUGCUCUGCCCACCAUCCAGCAGUCUCUGGGCAUGAAGCAGUUCCAGCUCCCGUUUCCCCUGGAUACGGCCUCAGCAGUCAGCCUUUUCCCCGGCUUCGGCACGAUGGACCCAGUUCAGAAGGCUGUUAUGCAUCACACUUUUGGAGUUCCUCCCUUGACGAAGAGAAGACACGUCUCGUGCAGCGUGUGCCAACUGAGAUUCAACUCACAGAGCCAAGCCUUAGCCCACUACAAAGGAACAAAACACGCCAAGAAGCUGAAAUCUCUGGACACUACCAAAUGUAAGCUCCGAGGUUCAGUGGUCACCAAGGAAACCACCAACCAUGAAACCCCUAAGAGCAUCAACCCUCCAGCAAUGUGCUACGGCACUGACAGGAAAGAUGGCUUUCCAGGUGCAUCGCCGCUACCACUAUCUCCUGUGCUCACACUGGCUCCAACCCUGGGAUCCCUGGCAUCAACCCUGGCACCCAUGACAUCAAUGUUACCACCCCUGGCACCUACGCUGGCAUCGAGUCCCAACUCAUCCACAGGGACAGAGACUACCUCAGCUACAGGAUGGGACGACAGGGCCUCGCCCAAACCCAGCUCACCUAUAGAACCAGACAUGGAGGAGGAGCAAGAGGCUGAGACAGACCCGGAGACGGAGGAAGAGAAAGCCAGGCGUCUGCUCUACUGCUCGCUCUGCAAGAUGGCCGUCAACUCGGCAUCCCAACUGGAGGCUCAUAACAGUGGUACGAAGCACAAGACCAUGCUAGAGGCCAGGAGUGGUGUGGGCUCCAUCAAGUCCUUCCCCCGGCCAGGGGUCAAGAGUAAUCUAGCUCCGCCCACCAAGGCAGCCACGGGCCUGCAGAACAAAACAUUUCACUGUGAGAUCUGCGAUGUCCACGUCAACUCUGAGACACAGCUAAAACAGCACAUCAGCAGCAGACGUCACAAAGACCGAGCGGCAGGCAAACCGGCCAAACCCAAAUACAGUCCCUACAGUAAACUCCCGAAAGGCCAGGCCACACAACCAGUGAAGCUGACAGUGGGGAAGGAGUUGUGCCAACCUCAGAUAACCCAGAUAAUGCCCGCUCACCUGGCAGCAUUGGCAUCAGCAGCAGCAGCUAUGGGCUCGGCCUUCCCCGGCCUCCGCUCCACCCACGCUCCCUCCCAUGGCCCCACCCUUUUUCAGACACAGACCCUCCCUGCUGCCCUGCUCCGCCCCGCCCCCGGGCCUGUCAGGACCUCCCAUACACAGUUACUGUUUGCCCCCUACUGACUCACAACCCCACCCUAUAGACUCUAUGGACUUCCCAUGACGGCCGUGCCACGGAAGUUGUUAUGAACCAGAGUCCCCUUCCCUCUGCUUAUCCCUCUAUACAUUUGGACCACAGGCCACCUUCACCAGAAUAUGGGGAUAAUAGGCACAGAGGAAUAGUUUAACCCAUACUGCCAGAUAAACCCUACUGGGCUGACCAGACCUCCCGUUAUGGAUUUCCCAAAGAACCCAUCAAUGACCCAGAAUUGAUCAGCGUCCCCCUUCCCUCUGCUGUUCCCCCUACAUUCAGAGAAGAACCACACCGGCUCAAAUAAACAGAUGGCCGCGGUGUGUUAGCGAUCACCUGCUGGGUGUGAACGAUCCAACAUGUAGAAUCGUGGGGAAAUAAUAGCCGAUGUUCUGGUCAGAGGCGAUAGGACGGCCACCCACGGCUUUUAACUGUUCGUCGUCCUGGUGUGUAUCCUCUGAGGACUACCAUCUUCACCAAAACAUGUGGACUACAGACAACCUGAAGCAUUACAUCUGGACUACUGCCCACUCUAUUCCAUUUGGAUUACUACUGCUCUACAGCAUUAACCCUGCAUCUCCUGUUUAACUGGACUACAGGCCGGUCUCAUCAUUACUGUAGGACCACCCUGUCGAAUCUACUCGCCCAUCUUCACUGAGUCAUUGACUUAUCACAAUUCCCUCCUAUAGUAGCUAAUACUUAGUAGUACCCACACAGCCACCCACGUUCCUGUGCCAUUCUCUUACCCAUGAAUCAUACCCAAGAACAGGACUUGGAGUUAUAUUGUACUGCAAUAAUGUAUAAGACAAACCGGUGAACUAUGCAGUGUCAUUUCUGUCUAAUACAAGGCACCGUUUGAGCUAUAAUUGUGCUAUAGGGAUAUCAUAUUUGUAAAGAUAGUGGCACACUAAGAUCAUUGCUUCAGUGGAGGUAGCUAUCACUCAUGUUUGUAAAAAAGACUGGUAAGGAUCUCCUCUUUUGCUGUUUGCACUUUAAGUCCCCUCUCUGUUGAUGUCUACAGUGCAUUAGAUGGCUAGAGUAUGUGUUGUAGUUUCUAUUGCAUUACGUGUAUGUGUCUGUUAGUGUGUAAGUGUUUUGUUUCUUUGUGUGUGUGCGCGUAUGUGUGUGAGUGUAUAUGGGUGUUUGUGUGUGACCUUGCCCUCCACCUUAAAGCCAUCCCAGCUGACACCCAAUAACCAUUCUGAAUGACCACGUCAUGGGCUCAAGGGACCACUAAGGCUUGUGUAUAAUAUCUGUUAAUGUGUAAAAGAUGAACAAUUUCAAAUAAAAGAGUCUUACUUUGUU
Molecule: messenger RNA, 3262 nt
Organism: Oncorhynchus keta (chum salmon)
Lineage: Eukaryota; Metazoa; Chordata; Actinopteri; Salmoniformes; Salmonidae
Gene: znf385d
Product: zinc finger protein 385D
Exons: 8
Coding region: 625-1950 (441 amino acids)
Cellular component (GO): nucleus
Molecular function (GO): zinc ion binding; nucleic acid binding
Source: RefSeq, a predicted model, not a curated record